AUGAGGCCCAGCGUGGAGGUCCCCAGUGAGAGACCCACGGUGUAUAAAAACCAGCUUGUUCCUGGACACAGCAGCACACUCCUCAGGCAUGAUGCUCGGGUGCACAUCUACCCCGGUGGCUUGCGAACAUACACUCGACGAUAUAAAUGUACCUGUGAUCCCAAAGUCAACACAUCGCGGCUUUUCCUCUCCUCAGGUCAUCUGCUGCCUCAGAGCUGUGAACUGGCUCUACCCUGCUGUGCAGACGGGGGGUCACUGUUGAGCAUCAAGGCGCCUCAGGUCGGCGGGGUCAGUGUUCAGCUGGAGAUGCAUGUGCUUUGGCAGCAAUUCGACCAACUGGGCACAGAGAUGAUUGUCACCAAAGCUGGAAGACGGAUGUUCCCGACAUUCCAGGUGCGGAUCUCUGGGAUGGAGCCGACUGCUGAGUAUGUCUUGCUUAUGGACUUCAUCCCUGUUGAUGAUAAAAGAUACAGAUAUGCCUUCCACAGCUCAUCCUGGUUGGUGGCAGGACGAGCGGAUGUUGCGCCCCCGAGCAGGAUGCACUUCCACCCGGACUCACCUGCCCGCGGAGCCCAGUGGAUGAAGCAGACCGUGUCCUUCGAUACCCUCAAACUCACCAACAACUUGCUGGAUGACAACGGACAUAUGAUAUUGAACUCCAUGCAUCGCUACCAGCCGCGCUUCCACGUGGUGUACGUGGACCCGGCGCCCAAUAGCCACCUGAAUGCGUACAGAAACUUCAACUCUUUCUCCUUCCCAGAGACGCGCUUCAUGGCAGUCACUGCCUAUCAGAACCACCGGAUUACCCAGCUAAAAAUUGCUAGCAAUCCGUUUGCUAAAGGGUUCAGGACGACAGACGGCCAGGACUGGAUGGGUAAUUCCAGGCCCCCAGCAGCGUGGUGUCCACCAGAGGGCAGAACAGAGCCCCUCACCACUAAACCAGGAGACCAGAGGAGCUGGGGCUCCAAGACUUCAACCAGACCAGAGGAAACAGCCCUGUUUCUGUCAGAGCGUUGUGGACCGUUCCACCACAGCAAAGACUCGGCAGAAUUCCCCGUGGAGGGGAGAGAUGGGGACAAUUUUCCAUCACCUGCUUCGUCCUUCUUCCCUCUCCCAUCCUACUGUGACUGUGCAGGAUCAUCUCAAAGCAGAGACAACCUGCUGUAGGAAAAACAAACAAAUUGAAUGACCUUUGACUUGAAUUUGACCUAUAAUGUGCAUUUAUAAUAAAAGUGCAUAGUUUAAAAUUGUGUACCAUCAAGAGUAUAAUGCCUAUGACACAACAUGGUAGAUUACUGCAGAGAUGCUCUAAGCUAUAAAUAAUUCCAGAACAUAAAAUAAGAGCCAUACAGGGUCAUAGUGGUGAAGUACUGGACAUUAUGGCAACAAUAUACAAUGGUAUAGAAAAAACAUUAAAUACUGGUAUAGUUCCUUCACUCUCUCAGAUAACGACAGUAAAAACAACAAUUGUAAUUUGUCAUUAGAACAUUUGUGCAAUGGAAAUUAAUCCAUUUGUUGUCUGAAAUAAUAAAAUAAAAUUUUUCUUCAAAUUUGGUUUCAAAUUGUUUUUCUUCAAAUUUAUAAAGAUCAUUUAUAAAUCCAAGUAAAAGUGUUACGUUUAGAGAAAAACAUGGGAAACAGAGCAGAGUGCAAUUUGAUCAGAACAACAUCUGACAAUAUAGUUAAAAAAAAUGGUUAUAAU
Scophthalmus maximus (turbot) is the source of this 1702-nucleotide messenger RNA. RefSeq names its product T-box transcription factor TBX1-A. The coding region runs from base 1 to 1167 and encodes 388 amino acids. The transcript has 8 exons. The record is from RefSeq and is a predicted model, not a curated record. Lineage: Eukaryota; Metazoa; Chordata; Actinopteri; Pleuronectiformes; Scophthalmidae. Gene Ontology annotation, biological process: positive regulation of DNA-templated transcription; regulation of transcription by RNA polymerase II; cell fate specification. Gene Ontology annotation, cellular component: nucleus. Gene Ontology annotation, molecular function: DNA-binding transcription factor activity, RNA polymerase II-specific; RNA polymerase II cis-regulatory region sequence-specific DNA binding.